AUGGGUUCAGUGUAUCUAGUGAUCGACGACAAUUCUAAGGCAUUAUUGUUGUAUCAAAAAGCACUUGAAAUCCAACAUAAAAAUCUUACUCCCGAUGAUCCUAGGUUAGCUGCUACCUACAACAACAUUGGUUCGGUGUAUCAAAAUACAGGGAAGUAUUCGAAAGCACUAUUAUAUUACGAAAAGGGGCAUGAAAUUCGAAAAAUAUUCUUCCUCCAGAUCACCCUGAUUUAGCAGCAUUAUAUAAUAAUACCGGCGGAUUGCAUUACCAGAUGAAUAAUUAUUUGAAAGCACUUCCAUUUUACGAAAAAGCACAUGAAAUUUAUUGUAAAAGUUUCCGUAACAACCAUCCAGACAUUGCUAAAUAAUACAAUAACAUGGAAGCGGUGUAAGAAAACAUUGGCGAUCACUCCAAAGCAUUAUUAUUCUACAAAGAAGCACUGGAAAUCGGGCUAAAAAUUCUACCAUCAAAUCAUCUUGAUUUGGCUGUGUCCUAUUCUAACACUUGUGUGAUGUAUUACAGCGCCAAAGAAUACUCAAAAGCACGUCUGUUCUUUGAACGUGCUCUUGAUAUCCGACAGCGCUCACUACCAUCAAAUCAUCUUCUUCUUCAAUCAUGCGGAGAGUGGAUUGGACUUGUAACAUUAAACUUGUGGUCCCAACAAUGGGUGCAAUAAAAAAAGCAGGAAAAUAAGUUUUCAUUUGUGAGUAUAGGUCUGUCUCCAGCUGGGUGGGCGUAGAUCUUGAUAUUUCUCUGUUAUACAAAUUCACACUCACACUCACAAAUCUCAGAGUAAAAUGUUUAUAUCAAGACAAAAGAAUACAGAAAGAGACGUUUUAUAAAUUGGAUGUGACCUAAGAAAAUGUAAAUCAUCAUUUUAUUUCAUCUUCUGAUUAUUAUUUUUUUCUAAUUGCUUGCCUUAGAAUAAGAUUGAAUAGAUACGAAAUUUCAAGAACUAUCAUUGAGUUCUAUACGAACUUUCUUCGUCUUGUUCUCCUAGGUCUUUUGGGCUUAUGUGUACCCAUAUGUGAUGAACUUGCAACGUUUGUCUUAUUUAUAAAAACACAUUAAUUGAAAAAUUUCUCUGCAAUUAAAAUGUGAAGUGCAUGGGC
Rotaria sp. Silwood1 is the source of this 1113-nucleotide messenger RNA. Lineage: Eukaryota; Metazoa; Rotifera; Eurotatoria; Philodinida; Philodinidae. The record is from the annotation of a GenBank genome assembly.